AUGACUGAGGUCGGGCACGCCGAUUUAUCGCGGCUGCUUCAAUCCAAGCGCAAUGAGUGCCAUGCAAUUGUAACUUCGCGCAAGAGGAAGCUUCGCGAACUCUUCGCGGUCGCGACCCAGACUCAGCCUCUGCCACAGCAAGCCUAUGCGCUGCCCGACGCGCCCGCUGCCACCAGCGCCGAGUGGCAAUUCUUGCAGACGAAUGAUAUUUUGCAAGACAGAAUCUUCGAUGAAGGAAGUAUUCCACCGCGACCAGCGCAAUCCGUCGAAGCCUUGAAAAGGUCUAUUAAUGCUCAGCUUGCUGCUGCAAGUUCCCGGGCUAAUUCGCCAGUUGUCACGACUCCCGGAACGUCGAAUUCGACAACCUCGGCGCGAUCAACACCUGGCGUAAAGAGCCCGGCCAACACCCAUCAUGCAUCUAAGCCUGCUAUCCCGACCCAGCCUUCUACGUCAGCGAUUGCUGCACGUGCUCAGAAGCAACCGGAUAGACCUGCCAAUGUCUCGAGACGACCAACCCAAGUUUCGUUCCCUCCUGGCACCAAAGGAUCGCCUUCCUUAUCACCAACGCCAGUCGUUAAUGGAGUUUCCUUAACUGCCCCCCCGAGUGAUGGUUCGUUGAGCAUCAAGUUGCCCCAAGAUGCGGCAAAAGUUACUGAUGCCCUGUCUUCUCCGGAAUCAACAGCUGCCAGUGCGACGACUACUGCGGCUCACGACAUCUCUGCCAACACCAGCCCAGACCACGAAGGCCCUCGAUCCCCCGAAAAUGUACAACUACCUGUGCAAGCUGAGCCGAAACCAGACACAAAAGACAAUGCUGCCAGUCAGAAGACACCAAUGUCCGACGAAGAUCAGCUACUGCAGGAGUCUAUACGAUCUGCUGCUGCGUCUGGCUCGGAAGAUGAAGCGCCAUCAAUAACUCCCCCAACUCCAGUACCGCAAACUGGCACCACGCUACCUCCCACCACCGAAGUUCCUGACAGCCAAGACGAAGCGGAUAAGAUGGAUGUCGAUGUCCCUGAAACGGGCCAGACUUCCAUUAAUGUCAAACAGACACCUCUACUUACACCUCAACCAACAAGAGAAAGCGUGCCUGUAGAGCGUGCCGUCACCAGAGUCUCUUCGGGAGCCAUGAGAUUAAAGUCGGUCAACGAAAUCGUCGGCGCUACCCCUCGUUCAAUCACCGAUCGCGGCACGCCAAAGGACCUACACGAUCGACUCACGCCAUCCGCUUCUGUACCAGAAUCACCAGCAGCGAGACCGAAAUCACGAAAGGACCGCAGCAAGGGGCAAGUGUCUAAGGUUUUAUUCGGGAAGCAGCCUAAGCGUGUCGAUGACAAGACCAUCGCCUCAGGUCAAAAGGAACAGUUUCACCCCUUCGACGACUAUUACACUCCGCUCUUUAUACAAAACUUUACCGGCGCAACCAACUGGAUGCAGCCCAUCGAGAAAAUUCUGUUCCACGCCAACAAGACGAUUGGCACUUCCGAUGCUAACCUCGCAAUCCUGGAUAAUCAAGCCUGCAAGGUGCUACGUAGGGUGUAUCAUCUGCAGCAGCAUGACAAGUGGUCUUUGCGACAGCCCAAGCGUUGCCCGGAGCCGAUACGACCUAGUUCGCAAUGGGAUGUGAUGCUUCAAGAGAUGAAAUGGAUGAGAACGGAUUUCAGAGAGGAGCGCAAAUGGAAGAUGGCGGUAGCCCGGAAUUUGGCCUACGCAUGUGUCGAAUGGCACGAAUCAAAUGCAGAAGACCGACUCGCCCUUCAGGUUAUUGCGCGUAUUCCUUCCAAGGUUUGCACUGAUGUGCACGAUACGGAAAUGGGCGGCGAAGGGUUGGCCGGGGCUGAGAACCACCCCACGCCUGAUUUAGAGCCCUCGGGCAACGCUGAUUCACCUCUACACGACGACAUCUCCGAAGUGUUCGUCGAGACUGUCGCGCCGUCGGCCAUUUUCUCAUUACAAGAGGAUGACGUCGUAUUCGGUCUUCGACGCACUCAAGCUGCCGAUCAGCUCUUGGAAGAAUUGCCUCUAUUCGGCAAUCCUCUCAAGAUUCCUCAAACCGACCUUGUAAGCCCGGAUUUCGACCCUGAUGCUCACUGGCGGCGACCAGCUCUACCUCUGAGCAAAUACGUCGAAGGUGAGAUGAAUGUUACUUGCAAAGGCCCUCCGCGCAAACGCGGCCGAUUCGACCAUCGAAAUGAAGACUCGGACGACGAAGGUGACAGUACCUUUGUCGCCGACCACACAACCAACAACGCCAAAAGCGACGCCAUCACCAGCAAUGUCGCCCUGUUCAAUCCCGAGUCGAAGCCUAUCCGAGAUCGGUUGCAUGCUGGCCACCAAUUUCGACCUCCAUCGGAACAUCCUAUGCCUAUGCAAUCUUUCUACGAGUGUCGCAGCGCGUCACAGUGGACAGUAGCUGAAGAUGAUGAGCUCAGAGGCCUCGUGCGCGAAUACUCAUACAACUGGUCCCUGAUCUCGAGCAUGCUCUCGACAAAAUCCUCCUUUGUCUCCGGCCCGGAGCGACGCACCCCAUGGGAGUGCUUUGAGCGAUGGAUCAACCUAGAGGGACUACCAGCUGACAUGCAAAAGACGCAAUAUUUCAAAGCUUACAACACCAGAAUCGAAGCAGCCCAACGUAUUAUAGCUCAGCAGAAUCAGAUCGCGGCCCAGCAAGCCAGCGCUGCCGGCGGCAAUAUGCCUGCUCUUCGCAGAAGACCUUCCGUCCCUGUCAGAGUCGAACGACGCAGGAACCAGAAGCACCUGACUUUGAUCGAUGCCAUGAGGAAGCUCGCGAAGAAACGAGAGACGGCUCAGCAGAAGCAACAGCACACAGCCUCGCAGAAUGCGGUCAAGAAGGCUGCAGAGCCAGCUCCGCAGCGACCAACGAAAACGCCAAGAGAUUACAGUUUACUGAGAUACGAGCGCGAUCAAGCCCUAGCCGAGAAGAUGGCACAGUAUGCCGCUCGCCAAGAUGCGCAACGAAGAGCGCAAAUGCAAGCCAGAGCACAAAGCCAAGCCGCUCAAAUGGCAGGAGCCGCUCAGGGCAGCCAGUCAAACCAAGGCGCUGCACAGGCUCAAGCCGGUGCCCAGCGUGCCGAGGUUCUACCGCACAUGGUGGCGGCCGCUGCCGCCGCAGCUGCCGGUCAACGUCCAAGCAUGCCGUCAGCAGGUGUUAAUGGCGCCCCUCAAGCUACUCCGAGCCUACCGUCGCAGAUGAGCCCCGCCAUGGUUGCUGCAGCUGCGCAAAUGAAGGGUAUUCCAACGGCCCAACUGCAAGCAGCCCUGCAAGCACAAGCUCAGCAGCACAGAAUGUCGCCGAUGCCUAACCAGCAAGCCGAUGCAAGCCUCAUGUUGCGAGCGCAGCAGAUAUCCAAUCAACAGCGUGCAGCUGUGCAAAUACAGCAGCAACAACAGGUUCACCACCAACAACAACGUCCCAACUCGGCUGUUCAGCAAAAUGGACAGGGCUCACCACCGAUGCACAACGGUGUGAACGGCAUCAAUCAGCAAACUUUUAUGAAUGGUACUCCAUCUAUGAUGCCUGCUCAAGCGAUGAUGCCUGCUCAAGCUAUGAUGCCUGUUCAGAACGUCAACAAUGCUAACCGCAAUGGAGGUGCUGCAAGUGGCGUCCCCGUGCAAAAUGGUGUUGUCAACGGCUCUCCUGGUACGCGGAUGCCGACGCAGUUGCCGCCCAAUAUUGCUUUGCAGCUCAAUCAACUUGAGGCCCAAUUUCGGGCAAAGAACCCUAGCUUGACCCCCGAACAGUCUCGACAGCUUGCCACAGAACAUCUCACUCGGGCCAUGAUGGCUCAGCGACAGUCAGCUCUGGCCGCUGCCGCAGGUGUAAACAGCCAACCUCAUUUCGCAAAUAGUAUCGCUGCUACGACGAGCCCUCACCAGUACGCUGCUUUGCUUCGACAACAACAGCAGCAGCAAGCUGCAGCAGCGGCCGCCGCGCAGCAAAGGCAGCAGCAGCAGCAACAUCAACCAAACGGCCAGCAGGGCCAGCCAGGUCAACAAGCGCCACAGCCACAGCCACAGCAGCAACCGCAACAACAGGUUCAAGGAACACAGCUGAAUGGAAACAACGCUGCUGGUAGUCCGGGUCCACAGGCUGCUCACCAGCGUCAAUCUAGCGGCAGUGCAACGCCAUCCUCAACGAGCAGAUGA
Beauveria bassiana ARSEF 2860 is the source of this 4167-nucleotide messenger RNA. Its product is annotated as MYB and HSA domain-containing protein. The record is from RefSeq and is a predicted model, not a curated record. Bases 1 to 4167 code for a protein of 1388 amino acids. The transcript has 3 exons. Lineage: Eukaryota; Fungi; Ascomycota; Sordariomycetes; Hypocreales; Cordycipitaceae.